AUGCUCUCCAUCCAUGCAGCUGCUCUUCUAACCAUGCUGAUUAAACACUACCCCCUGUACUUACUGAUAAAUUUGCUUUGGACUGGUGUAACUGUUUCAGGAAAUCAAGAAUUGCAGGAAUUAAUUAAACCACAAAAGGUCGAAUUUCACUCAUUAAACUUCAACAAUACCUUGCAUUGGCAGCCUGGGAGGGCUGCCACAGGUGACAUUAUCUACUUUGUGCAGUACAAAGUGUAUGGGCAAAGCCAAUGGAAAAAUAAAGAAGAAUGUUGGGGUAUUCGUGAAGUUUUUUGUGACCUAACACAUCAGACAUCUGAUAUCAGAGAACCUUACUAUGGCAGAGUGAAAUCUCUUUCAGCUGGAGUCCAUUCAGAUUGGAACACCAGCAGCAGAUUUACUCCGUGGAGGGAAACAAAGAUAGGACCUCCAUCAGUAAAUGUGACUCCUGGAAACAAAUCCAUAAAAUUAAAGCUCCAGGCUCCAAAUUCACCUUAUACAAGGAGAAGAGGCAGCAAGAUACCAAUGACAAACUAUUAUGAUCUAUUAUAUCGAGUGUUUCUAAUCAACAACAUGCUAAAUGAAAAAACCAAAAUACUGGCGUAUGAAGGAACAGACAAAGUUGUUAAAAUAGAAGAUUUGAAACCUGAAGUCAGCUACUGCGUAGUGGUUGCAACCUACUUGCCAGUGCUGGACCGCAGCAGUGUGUACAGCAGUAAGAAAUGCACGGUACCCCUAUGACAUGGUAAGUAAACAAAAGAGAAGCUGCAUGGGAUCCCAGAAGCUAGAGAUGGUAAAGACCGACCAGACUACCUAGUCCAUGCCCUCGCCAACACAAGAUAGAACAAAAUGUCAUGAAACUGCUACUGUAUUUGAAACUCAGGCAAUAUACACAAAGCUUUCACACACUUCUCUCAAAUCUGUGUUGAUGUCACAAUUGUACAGGAAGCCAAAGCAGAAGAAAUAUGGUAGGUACAGUACGUUCAAUUAUUUGCUUGUUGACAUUAGUGCUUAGAUCACCACAGCAUCUGCUUUAGGAAAAACCCUCAUAUAAAUAGAUCAGGAAUGCCCCUUAUUUCCCUGUGUUUAAAUAUAGUUACACAGUAUUAUUUCCAUCAGCUUUGAUGGCCUGGAAGUAACAAAUACCCUAAGGCUUGGUCUACACUACCCCCCCUAAUUCGAACUAAGGUACGCAACUUCAGCUACAUGAAUAACGUAGCUGAAGUCGAAGUACCUUAGUUCGAACUUACCUUGGU
Messenger RNA from Malaclemys terrapin pileata, 1253 nucleotides. It is a transcript of the gene IL22RA2, whose product is annotated as interleukin 22 receptor subunit alpha 2. The transcript has 5 exons. Gene Ontology annotation, molecular function: interleukin-22 receptor activity; protein binding. NCBI's taxonomy places the organism in Eukaryota, Metazoa, Chordata, Testudines, Emydidae. The record is from RefSeq and is a predicted model, not a curated record. The coding region runs from base 1 to 738 and encodes 245 amino acids.